UUUCUGAUUGGUCUAGAGACGUUAACUCCUUUACGGCAGCGCACCGCCUCUCCUCCUCCUACCAGAACACACGAACAUGGAGACAGCUGGAAAAAUCAUCAAGUGCAAGGCGGCUGUUGCUUGGGAAGCUGGCAAGCCUCUCUCCAUUGAGGAGGUGGAGGUUGCUCCACCCAAAGCCCAUGAAGUCCGCAUCAAGCUCUUCGCCACCGGAGUGUGCCAUACAGACGCCUACACCCUGAGCGGCAGUGACCCAGAGGGACUCUUCCCCGUCAUCUUGGGCCAUGAAGGUGCUGGCACAGUGGAGAGCGUUGGCGAGGGUGUCACCAAAUUCAAGCCCGGUGAUGCCGUCAUCCCGUUGUAUGUGCCACAGUGUGGGGAAUGCAAAUUCUGCAAAAAUCCCAAGACCAACCUUUGCCAGAAAAUUAGAGUGACCCAGGGCCGGGGCCUGCUGCCCGACAGCACCACUCGCUUCACUUGCAAGGGAAAGCCAGUGUUCCACUUCAUGGGAACCAGCACCUUCUCGGAGUACACCGUGGUGGCUGACAUCUCUCUGGCAAAGGUCAACCAGGAGGCUCGGCUGGAUCGAGUGUGCCUGCUCGGCUGUGGAAUUUCCACGGGCUACGGCGCCGCUCUGAACACCGCCAAGGUUGAGCCCGGUUCUACGUGCGCCGUGUUCGGCCUCGGCGCCAUCGGCCUGGCUGUCAUUAUGGGCUGCAAGUUUGCUGGCGCCACCAGGAUCAUCGGCGUGGACAUCAACGCCGACAAGUUUCAGAAAGCCAAGGAGUUUGGAGGCACCGAGUUCGUGAACCCGAAGGACCACAGCAAGCCCAUCCAGGAGGUCCUGGUGGAGAUGACAGACGGCGGCGUGGACUAUUCUUUUGAGUGCAUUGGAAAUGUGCAAACCAUGAGAGCCGCUCUGGAGGCGUGCCACAAAGGAUGGGGAGAGAGCGUCAUCAUCGGCGUAGCCGGAGCCGGGCAGGAGAUCUCCACCAGGCCGUUCCAGCUGGUGACGGGCCGCGUGUGGAAGGGCACAGCCUUCGGAGGAUGGAAGAGCGUGGAGAGCGUUCCUAAACUGGUGGAGGACUACAUGAACAAGAAGCUGAAGGUGGACGAGUUUGUGACCCACACGCUGCCCUUUGAGAAGAUCAACGAGGGAUUCGACCUCAUGCACGCCGGGAAGAGUAUCCGCACAGUGCUGACCUUCUGAGGUGCCUCAAAGCUGCACCUCCACAUGCGGCCUUCCAACCAUUUCCUUCCAGACUCACAGCACUUAAUGUCAUUCUCUGCACUUGUUUAGUUGACAGAACUUUAAGGAUUAAAACAUUUCAUUAACAUCUGAA
This is a messenger RNA of Pungitius pungitius (ninespine stickleback), 1340 nucleotides long. RefSeq names its product alcohol dehydrogenase class-3. Gene Ontology annotation, molecular function: S-(hydroxymethyl)glutathione dehydrogenase [NAD(P)+] activity; zinc ion binding. The record is from RefSeq and is a predicted model, not a curated record. Gene Ontology annotation, biological process: formaldehyde catabolic process. The coding region runs from base 77 to 1207 and encodes 376 amino acids. Gene Ontology annotation, cellular component: cytosol. Lineage: Eukaryota; Metazoa; Chordata; Actinopteri; Perciformes; Gasterosteidae. The transcript has 9 exons.